Nicotiana tabacum (common tobacco) is the source of this 888-nucleotide messenger RNA. Its product is annotated as chaperone protein dnaJ 11, chloroplastic-like. The record is from RefSeq and is a predicted model, not a curated record. NCBI's taxonomy places the organism in Eukaryota, Viridiplantae, Streptophyta, Magnoliopsida, Solanales, Solanaceae.
AAAAGAUGCCUCGUCAGCACACAGUCUUCUUUGCUCCAACUGUAAACCGAUAGAAACGGUGGGUACUCAAGAUUCCCCUCCCAAACUUCCAUUUUACAUAUAAAAACCUCUCCCUCACCUUCUCUUUAAAUUAUACACAACUUUCUAUAUCUUGCUCCGUUUUCCACAUAUUUGUUUGAAGAAUUGUAUCAAUAAUUCUCCGAUGGUUCAAUCCCUAGCCCUACCUGCCGGAAUCUCCUUCUCUUUUGCUCUUCAGAAUACUUCUACUUCCGCCGCCGGCUUCUCCGACCGCCGUGUCUCAUUUCUCCGAAGGAAUACACGCAGAGCAUCGAUAUAUGCUGCCGCCGUUGCGGAGGCUCCACCGGUAUUGAAGAGGAGAACACCAGCGAGUCUUUACGAGGUGCUAAGAGUAAAAGAAAAUGCAUCAGCGAAAGAGAUUAAGGCAGCUUACCGGAAUUUGGCUAAGCUAUACCAUCCCGACGCUGCUUCUCGGCCGGAGGAAUCUUCCGACGACCGGCAUUUCAUUGAGAUACACGACGCUUAUGUGACGCUAUCCGACCCUGUGUCUCGGGCUCUAUACGACGUGAAAUUAAGCGCGGUCUUCCCUCGUCGAGGUUUUGGGAGCUCCGACGAUGGAGUUCGGAUCAAUGUGUCUGAGUUUUACCCGACCCGAAGAUGGGAAACAGAUCAGUGUUGGUGAUGUCAGAUGAUUAGGGACCCACAUUUUGCCGCGUGAACACUGUAAUCUAUCAAAUGGCAUUUAGUAUUUAUAGGAGUAUCCGUUUUUUGUUUCCUUUUCUGCUCCCUUCCGAAUUCCGAUGAGCCAAUUGGAAAUUUUUUAAGUUUCCUUUAAGGAUAUCAGUAAAUACAUAUUUAACAAUUUCAUCU